AUGGCCAUCACCACACUCGAUCGGUUUGCCGAUCCGUUCCUACUCGCACGACAACAAGGUUUGCAGACUUUCCUCAGUCGCGUGGCUCGACAUCCGUUGCUGUCCGCCAAUCCGGAUCUGAUUGCGUUUCUCUCGCUCAUGAAAGAUGAAUUCACGCAGUAUCGUGCCGCGCAUCCGUCCGUGGGCACCCUGGCCAGUAUGAUCUCGGAAACCAGACGCCUUGUACAGACCAGGGUGCCAAGCCUGUGUGACGAUCAGUCCUCAUCCGAGGACACCGGUUCCGGACUUACAGAUUUAGGUGUGGGCUUGAUCGGUUCGAAAGCGAUGCAACAAUACGAACAUGAAUUCCGCGGCUACGCGGACGAGCAUGUCAACUAA
Messenger RNA from Echinostoma caproni, 378 nucleotides. Lineage: Eukaryota; Metazoa; Platyhelminthes; Trematoda; Plagiorchiida; Echinostomatidae. The record is from the annotation of a GenBank genome assembly.